AUGCCAUCAACUACCAUCGAUAUAUCGUCAUGGAGCCAUAUUAGUAGUUUAAAAUUAGCUGAUCCAAGUUGUCAUAAGCCGUCUCCGAUCGAUGUACUCCUUGGGGCUGAAAUAUUCGCUUCACUAUUAUUACCCGGUAAUAUUGUUGGCACUCGAACACAACCUUCAGCCAUUAACAGUGUUUUCGGUUGGCUUCUUACCGGAUCUCGAAAUAUCGCGUUGCGUUGUUUUCAUUCUCUCGAACGAAGAUUGGCUAAAAAUCCCGAUCUUAGACAACAAUACGUUGGCUUCAUGAAAGAUUAUUUAGACAGCGGCCACAUGUGUCGAAUUCCUGUUGAGGAAUUGGAUUUAGGAAAAUAUUACAUACCACAUCAUUGUGUUCAGAGGCCGGAAUCGCGGACAACAAAGCUAAGGGUUGUUUUUAACGCCUCGUCAAAAGAUGCAGUCGGUGUUUCACUCAAUGACACAUUGCUAAUUGGACCCAAACUUCAAACGAACAUCGUAGAAAUCCUUUUAAAGUUUCGAUUUCAUUCAGUUGUUUUUACAUGUGACAUGCGACAAAUGUAUCGAAUGAUUUCACUAUUAGACAGUGAUCGUGAUUAUCAACGUAUUUUUUGGCGUUUUAAUUCAUGUCAGCCUAUUCAAGAAUACCGGCUUAACACUGUCACAUAUGGUGUAUCAUCGGCGCCGUUUUUAGCAUGUCGAACUGUAAAACAAUUAAUCAUAGAUGAAGGAAAAGAAUUUCCCCUUGCUAGCGAAGUUUUAUCAUCGCAGCUGUAUAUCGACGAUAUAGUUUCUGGAUUCGAAAGUCUUGAGAAAGCUGUUGCAGCAAAGUUGCAAGUCAUUGAACUCUUAAAGAAGGGUAAUUUUGAAUUACGAAAAUGGGCAAGUAAUGUUCCUGCCCUUUUAGCUGAUCUUCCACCAGAACACUGUCUUACCUCAACAGUCACCCUUGAUGUAGAUGACAAUCACACACUUAAAGUGUUAGGUCUUAAGUGGAAUCCGCACAAUGACUGUUUUUUUCUUUACAGUGAAUCCUCAGCCACGAAAAUGUACGAAGAGAAACAUCCUCAGUGA
Molecule: messenger RNA, 1077 nt
Organism: Leptosia nina
Lineage: Eukaryota; Metazoa; Arthropoda; Insecta; Lepidoptera; Pieridae
Source: the annotation of a GenBank genome assembly